AUGAACUUGGCAUGCGUGUUCAAGUUUACAGCAAAACCAACUGUCAUCAAAAAGGUUGUGCCUGUAUCGAAAAAGAACAGAAUGCUGGAGCAAGUGCGUAUGAUGGAGCAAGAGAUGCAAGCCAUGGAAGAACAACUGAAGCUGCUCAACGUAGAAGUGCAUAUCCAACCACAAGAAAACAUCAGCGAUCUAAGCAGUAGCAGUAGUAGCAGCACCAGUACAAGCAGUGGCAGCUCUACGAGUAGCAUGAACGAAACCACCUUUGAGGACGUUGAUGAUGUGUCUAUCCAUUCCACAGCAACAGCAGCAACAAGCUGUGAAUGCACAGAUCCUUCGCAUUGUUCGCAUAUCCAUACAAAACGCAUGAAAAUCAGUCCUGCAACAACGUCAGCAUUGGUGAAAUCCACUUCCCAUCAAUGGCAACUGACAGUCAGCCAAGGACCUCAGGGCAUACGCUUCCAGACAUCCAUUCGCAGCAUCGCUGAUGUAGCCGUCUUUCUAACCGAAUCCUUACGCUGCUUUACCAAUGCAACACCUCUGCGAACACCCAACUACCACGCUGCAGAUCGCACACAACAACAACUACAGGUCACCAACAAGAUGCUCCAGAUUGAAAAAGUACUACACAGCUUCUUUAAAAAGAAGCAACAACAGCAACAGCAACAACAGCAACACUCUCGUCAGUUGCUGAUUGCACCAUCUCAGCCUGAUUCAGCUGAAGCCAGAACCGCAAUCAAAAGACAGCUGGUACAAUCUUAUUUUGCAUGCGCUGGAUUGAUCAGUCCCAUCUUCUCCAAGCCUUGCUUCUUACCGCUCUUGGAAGCACAUCCCAAUUCACUCACUGCAACCGCGUGCUGUGCAUUCGUUGCAUAUUCACAGUGCAAGCAUGUCACGCCUAUGGAUUGGCCCGUUUCGCGAGAGAGCUUUGCAGAAUCCUUACGACAGGAAGCCAAGGACAUGUUGGAGGAUGUGCUGUUUGAGCAGGAGCCUGACAUUUUGAUUGCGGGUGCUCUCAUGUUGCUGGCUCAAUGUGCUUUUAUCACACUGCAGAAUGGUGAGGGUCGAUUGUAUACCAGUCUGUGCUGGCGUAUGACGCUGCAGUUGAAAGACAAAUACGUGGACACCCUUCGCACAUUGGUACCUGAUUCACCUCACAUCACACCUCAGCAAGCUGUAGCAGAGUCAUGGCGACGCUUAUUCUACGCUGCUCGGUACCUGGAACUCAACAUGUAUAUGAUUUACGAUGGAUUGGCCGACUUUUCAUCCAUCUUGUUUGACAGUGGUAUUGGAUUGCCUGCUGUCUUGUCCAACGAGAGAGGCGAGGUGGAGCAGGCCACUCAAGUGUUUCACCACGUCGUGCGUCUUCACAACUGCCAAAUGUCGGCCCGCAGUGAUCAGCUCAAAUACCAGCUCUUUGCUGGCAGUCUCAGCACUAUUUCAGUCCAUGAUGUGGAGCGUCUUGAGAACCAGUUGAUCAGUUUUUGGAAAUCGCUGCCUGUCGAGUACCGACUCUGUGAUUCACCAUUAGAGUAUCUGCAGACAGAUCGUAUUCAGCAGUGCGAGAACCCUUAUGCCAUCUAUUUGAACCAGUUGUAUUAUGCGUAUUGGCUCACAUUGGAAACACGGCUCAUGCGAUCCCCCUCAUCCACCGAUCUACUGGGCGCCAAUAUGGAACGCUUUGACGGUGAGCGUGCACUGCUGAUCGUCUCUGUCAGCUGUGAUUCGAUUUCCAAGAUCUUCCAUGUGCUGUACUGUCGACUGCCAUGUUCCGUCGAGUUGCAUUGGCUGUUGAUUGCCAGUGAUGCCAUGGCUAUGCUGAAAAAGGCAGCUAAUCCACACAUCAAGGCACGCGCGCAAAAGAACCUCAAGAUGACAUUGCGAGUAAUGAAGCAUCGCGUACAGCAAACAGACCAAUUGGGAGGUGAUAACAACGAUGACUACAACUUGUGGAAGAACAUGCUGCCAUCAUCCAGCUCGCCAGAAGCCAGCAUAAGCACAAGCACCAGUUCAAGCAGUUUAGCUGGAUCUGAGGCCUCAGACGAGACUAUGGAUCAGUCAUCAUCAGCAUCAUCAGCAACAGCAACUGAAUUGAAACCAUCCAACGCCUACAUCAAAGAACUGAAAAAGACAUUUGCCACCUAUUUCCCUGAUUACGAACAAAAGCAACCACCACCACCAUCACCACCACCGCAAUAA
Messenger RNA from Mucor velutinosus, 2196 nucleotides. RefSeq lists its product as uncharacterized. The record is from RefSeq and is a predicted model, not a curated record. Lineage: Eukaryota; Fungi; Mucoromycota; Mucoromycetes; Mucorales; Mucoraceae. The transcript has a single exon. The coding region runs from base 1 to 2196 and encodes 731 amino acids.